AUGCAAGUUCGAACCCUGUCAAAAGGGACAAUCUAUCUAUCUAUCUAUCUAUCUAUCUAUCUAUCUAUCUAUCUAUCUAAGUCUGUUCCUAUCUAUCUAUCUAUCUAUCUAUCUAUCUAUCUAUCUAUGUCUGUUCCUAUCUAUCUAUCUAUCUAUCUAUCUAUCUAUCUAUCUAUCUAUCUCUGGUCGAAAAAUAGGGCUUCCCCAAUCCAUCAAUGGAGUGGACAAGCCCGCAGGCAAAUUUAUCUAUCUAUCUAUCUAUCUAUCUAUAUAUAUGGGGGUUUUCUUCCCAGCCUUCUGAUUCUGAUUUCCCAUAAUCUUUCCUUCUUUUUUUUCUCUAUUUCUCAUUUUGACUUCCCUCUCUUUCUCGAUCAAAUGUUACUUUUUGGUUUCCUUUUCAUCUCUUUUGAAAUUGCUUUUUUUUUCUUCUUUUCCUCUUCUGUUCUGUUUUCAACCCCUCUAUAUCCGCUCGUCUUUCUCGACCUUUCCACUUUCUUUUCUUUUCUUUCUCUUCUUUCAACUUACCAUUUUUGGCACGCCUCUUUCUUUCUUUUAAUCCUUAGUCUUUCUUUCUUCCUUCUUUUUUUAUUUUCUUCCAUCUCUUUCUUUCCUUUCUUUUCUUUAUUCUUUUAUCACUUUUUGUUUGCUUUUUUAUUCUAUUUUGUCAUACAUCUUUCUCUUUCUCUUCUGAUUUCUCUCUAUCGGCGCUGCACAAUCUUGUCCACAUACAUAGCAUCUUUCCUUUUCACCUCUCUCUAUCGAUCUCGCUUUCUCACUCGCUUUCUCUCUCUCUCUGUCUCUCCCUAG
Molecule: messenger RNA, 807 nt
Organism: Acanthosepion pharaonis
Lineage: Eukaryota; Metazoa; Mollusca; Cephalopoda; Sepiida; Sepiidae
Source: the annotation of a GenBank genome assembly